AUGCAAGCAUUCAUUAACAUGGCCACUCUCUGGUUGGACUUAUCCUUUCUCUUUGGAUCCAUAGCCUACACUGCAGGUUGCAUUGUGUUGAUACUAAAGGUUUCGUAUUUUGUCGAAGGAGUUAUCCUAUUCAUUAUCGGUUCUGCUUUUUUCAUGGUUGGACCAAUCGGAAAAACACUUGUGGAUUUGAUGAAUUUGGUUCGAUAUUACAUGUGGAAGAGGAGAAGAAGGAAAUUCACACAACUUAUUGAUGAUUAUCAAAGUGUGAAUAGAAAUCGCUUGGUUGACUAUGAAGAUUCGAAUAUUUGGGAAAGACCAAAAGAUGUACCAUCUAUUGGAAUGAUUAGUUUGGAAUUAUUUAAUGAUUUUACUCAAUUGAUUGGAGGAGUUGCAUUGACUAUUGGAUCGAGUCUAUAUAUGGUAAAACCAGAACCUUUAUAUUUAGUUUAUACUGCAGUUUCGAAUUGGUUAGGUGGCUCUUUAUUAUUCCUUUUAGUUGCAUGCAUUCAAUUUGGAAUGAAACAAUAUGAUAUUUUAAAGAACCAUUCCACCAAUCAAAAACUGUCAUGCUCAUGUUGCAUUCAUCAUUCUUUUGACAUUUCGUCCUAUGUGUUCAAUAUCAUUGCUUGUUUGCUAUUCUCAAUGGGUUCGACAUGUUUUUAUUUUGUAAAUAACAGAUCUUUAGAAAUUAGUGGUGAAGUAAUUUGGUCGAUGGGAUGUGUGUCAUGUGUCAUGGCAAUUGCAUGUAGUAGAGUUGUUUGGAUUGAGAAUUGUUUUACAAAAGCAUAA
Messenger RNA from Naegleria gruberi, 789 nucleotides. RefSeq lists its product as uncharacterized. The coding region runs from base 1 to 789 and encodes 262 amino acids. The transcript has a single exon. The record is from RefSeq and is a predicted model, not a curated record. Lineage: Eukaryota; Heterolobosea; Eutetramitea; Acrasida; Naegleriidae.